Molecule: messenger RNA, 1367 nt
Organism: Castor canadensis (American beaver)
Lineage: Eukaryota; Metazoa; Chordata; Mammalia; Rodentia; Castoridae
Gene: Appl1
Product: adaptor protein, phosphotyrosine interacting with PH domain and leucine zipper 1
Biological process (GO): signaling; insulin receptor signaling pathway
Cellular component (GO): cytoplasm; endosome membrane
Molecular function (GO): protein kinase B binding; identical protein binding
Source: RefSeq, a predicted model, not a curated record
UCGCGACCAGCCAAUAGGCGCGCUGGGAGGCGGGGCAAAGCGGCCGAGGGGCGGGAUUUCCCGCGCGGCCGCUCGGCGCCUGGCGAGGGCGGCGCGGGUGGCGUCGGUGGUAGCGCCUGCGAGAGGGCGGGCCAGGGUCAGCUGCUGCAGGCGGGCCGGCGCUCUGAACUGUGGGCGGCUGCCGCGUCUCCUGCCGCCGCCCUCUCUUUGCCACGAUGCCGGGGAUCGACAAGCUGCCCAUUGAAGAGACGCUGGAGGACAGCCCGCAGACAAGGUCUUUACUGGGUGUAUUUGAAGAAGAUGCCACAGCUAUUUCCAACUACAUGAACCAGUUGUAUCAAGCUAUGCAUCGGAUUUAUGAUGCACAGAAUGAACUAAGUGCAGCAACACACCUGACUUCAAAACUUUUAAAAGAAUAUGAAAAACAGCGUUUUCCAUUGGGGGGUGAUGAUGAAGUUAUGAGCUCUACCUUACAACAGUUUUCAAAAGUUAUAGACGAGCUUAGCUCUUGUCAUGCGGUUCUUUCAACUCAACUUGCUGAUGCCAUGAUGUUCCCCAUUACCCAGUUUAAGGAAAGAGAUCUGAAAGAAAUAUUGACAUUAAAAGAAGUGUUUCAGAUCGCUAGUAAUGAUCAUGAUGCUGCAAUUAACAGAUAUAGCCGAUUGUCAAAAAAAAGAGAAAAUGACAAGGUGAAAUAUGAAGUAACAGAAGAUGUGUACACUUCCAGAAAGAAACAACACCAGACCAUGAUGCAUUAUUUUUGUGCAUUAAAUACUCUUCAGUACAAGAAGAAAAUAGCAUUAUUAGAACCUCUACUUGGGUACAUGCAAGCUCAGAUAAGUUUCUUUAAGAUGGGUUCUGAAAAUCUCAGUGAACAACUGGAAGAAUUUUUAGCUAAUAUUGGAACAAGUGUACAGAAUGUUCGCAGGGAAAUGGACAGUGAUGUAGAGACCAUGCAACAGACAAUAGAGGACUUGGAAGUAGCCAGUGACCCUUUAUAUGUGCCUGACCCAGACCCCACCAAAUUUCCUGUUAAUCGAAAUUUAACCCAAAAGGCUGGAUACCUUAAUGCUAGGAAUAAAACAGGCUUGGUGUCAUCUACCUGGGAUAGACAGUUUUACUUCACGCAGGGUGGAAACUUAAUGAGUCAAGCCCGAGGAGAUGUGGCAGGAGGCCUGGCCAUGGACAUAGACAACUGUUCAGUGAUGGCUGUGGACUGUGAAGACAGGCGAUACUGUUUUCAGAUCACUUCUUUUGAUGGAAAAAAAUCUUCAAUUUUGCAAGCAGAGAGUAAAAAAGACCAUGAAGAGUGGAUUUGUACAAUUAACAACAUAUCUAAACAGAUAUACUUAAGUGAAAAUCCAGAG